AUGGCUGACAAAGUUAAAAAGUAUUUUGAUCCAUUGAAAAGUAAAGUGAAAUCAUCCUAUAGCAACAGUCCACUUGGUCUUGGGUUUGAUCUAAUUGAAGCAAAGACCAGUGUUGACUCUGCAAUUAUUGCUAUUGCUCUAUGUAGUAUUCUUGCCAUCUAUCUGGUAUUUGGCUGGUGCAACGAUUUUUUAUGUAACUUCAUCGGAUUAAUCUAUGGAGCAUAUGUCUCGUCAAUGUCAAUUCUAUUAUCGGACACGUCCAAUCAAAAACAACUGUUAAUGUAUUGGAUUAUUUAUUCAACACUUGGUUGUAUUGAAUAUAUCCUGCACCGUCUGUGCGAUUUCUUAGUAUUAUAUUGGCUUGGCAAAUGUGUUUUUCUCAUUCGGUUUCUUCAAUCUGGAUCAUCUUCAUCUGAAAAGAGUUCUGAACGAGAGCUGGCCGACUUUCUUACAAAUCUAGAACCAGAACGACAAGAACAACAAGAAUCGAACAACGACUCUUCAGAUAACCCGGUUGACUUGGAAGAAAUUAUUGCUAAAAAUGGAAAUUCACCGACGCUGAAUUUAGCAUUAAAAGGAAUUACUGACCAAAACAUAAUGAUUGUGGCUAACACAUUACGAAACAAUACAACACUUACCACACUUGAUCUGAGCGCCACUGGUAUUGAGGACGAAGCGGCUCAACAUUUGGGCAAUCUUUUACGAAAGAACGCAACACUUACCACACUUCAGCUUUUUAACAAUACAAUUGGAGUCGAAGGAGCCAAACAUCUUGCUAAUGGUUUACGAGCAAACACAACGCUGGCUUCGAUUGAUCUCGGAUUGAAUAAAAUCGGAGAGAAAGGAACAGAACAUCUGGCAGAUGCUUUACGACACAACAUAGGUCUUAGAGAACUCUACAUUCAAGCUAAUGAAAUAGGAGAUAAUGGGGUUCAACAUCUGGCUGAUGCUUUACAACAUAACAUAAGACUCAUCACACUUGGUAUUUUUAACAAUCAAAUUGAAGAGAAUGGGAUUCAAUAUUUAGCUGAUGCUUUACGUUACAAUAAUACACUCACGACAAUCGACCUUCGUGACAAUAAAAUCGGAAACCAAGGCGCCCGUCAUUUGGCUAAUGCUUUGAAAAAUAACAAGACACUAGCCAAUCUUCGACUUGAUUCAGCUGAAAUUGGAGACGAGGGAGCUGAAUAUCUCGCUGAUGCUCUACAAAAUAACAUAACGCUCAUCACACUUAAUCUCGCAGUUAAUAAAUUAGGAGACAAGGGGAUCCGAUAUCUGAGCGCUGCUUUACAAAAAAAUACGACACUCACCUUACUAGACCUCGGAAGCAAUGAAAGAGCAGUCAACAUCGGCCAACAUUUGGCUGAUGCUCUACGAUAUAACACAACACUUACGACACUCGAACUCGGCUGGAAUAAAAUUGGAGAUACAGGAACUGAGUAUUUAGCUGAUGCUUUAUACGAAAAUACGACGCUUAGUAAACUCGACCUCCAGUACGGUAGUAUUGAAGAAAAAGGAGCUCGAUAUCUAGCUGAUGUUUUACGAAAGAACACGGGACUUAGAGAACUCAACCUUCAAGGCAAUCGAAUCGGAGACGAAGGAGUUCAAACUCUAGCUGAUGCUAUGAAAAAUAACAGGACGCUUACCAAACUUAUCCUCAGAUGGAACAAUAUCGGAGAAGAAGCUCAACAACGCGCCAUUGCAACUUUUAAGAAAAAUAUUGGAUUGGAAGUUGAGAUUGACUGA
Messenger RNA from Rotaria sordida, 1746 nucleotides. NCBI's taxonomy places the organism in Eukaryota, Metazoa, Rotifera, Eurotatoria, Philodinida, Philodinidae. The record is from the annotation of a GenBank genome assembly.